Messenger RNA from Talaromyces stipitatus ATCC 10500, 855 nucleotides. RefSeq lists its product as uncharacterized. The transcript is spliced from 2 exons. NCBI's taxonomy places the organism in Eukaryota, Fungi, Ascomycota, Eurotiomycetes, Eurotiales, Trichocomaceae. The record is from RefSeq and is a predicted model, not a curated record. Bases 1 to 855 code for a protein of 284 amino acids.
AUGCUUAAUGGUGCAUUGAAAGAUUUACACCGAGAAAUCAAACCUCCUGACAGGAUCCAUAUCCUCAAUGAGAUAUUGAGGGAGAUUGUCAAGAUAGGCGAAAUUCCAGGUGCCGAGACAUGCGAAUCAUGUGUUAUUCAAGCGCCGAGCAUUUCCCCUAAUGCAGGCGAAACCAUAGCUCCCCGACAAGCCGAAAAAUCCUCCGGAAUGCAAAAAAGUAUAGCGACUUUGCAAAGACUGGCGAAGAUAAUACAGGGCCAACAACGUGAUAUAAAAUUCCUCAAGAUGAAUAUGGCACAAUUGAUUGGAGUCCAAACUUCACCACAUAAUACUCUCGCUACUGACCUUGAGCAAUCAAAUGAGUCGUCUAAACAACAUCAACGGCAACAUGUCGACCCUCAGUCCGAAAGCCAGACAGAUUUGCAGGGGCUAAGCGUGACGAGUCCAUACCGAUAUCACCACGGAACAACGGACUUAUACAAUUAUGACUCAGGAUACACACUGAAUUGUUUUCCGGGUGCUGAACGUCCAAAUCGGCAGUUGACAACUGGGCCUGUAUCAUUGCGACACAACUCGUUCGUGCAAAUCCUACCGCAUCCCGAUGGUUUAAAGCAACUGGACACUGGGCGCCGGGAAAGAGGGAGUCAUAAUCCCUGGGCCGAGGAAAAAUACACUUUCAUCGAAACUCUUCGUACGCAUGGAGUGUCGUGGCCGAUUGUGAAAACUGCAUUCCAAGAAAAAUAUCGCGAGAAUUGUAGCGUUGAAAGUCUCCAAAUGCGAUUACUGAGGCGAGUCAGGGGAAAUAAAGGCAACCAGAAGAAUGCAAGAACCCUAGCGAGCAAUAAAAAGAGAUAG